AUGCCAAGCAUCUUUUCAGAGUGCAACAAAUUAAAGGAAGGCUACGACAAGUGUUUUACCACUUUUUUCCAGCAAUACGUGAACUCCGAAUAUCGACAUCGAACCUUGCAGAAUCCUUGCAAGUAUUUAUUCAAACUAUAUAAGGACUGUGUCGAAGAGGUAUGUAUAAUUUAUUUAUUAUUAUUCUUCUUAUUGUAGGGGCUUAAAAGAGAAAAGCCAUUUGAAAUCGAUCUCGAAGAGGUCAGAAAAGAAAUUCUUAACACCAAAAACGAUAAUUUUGACAACAAGGAGAAUUAAAGAUGGACUCUGGAAAUUCGGAAGCACGUUUUCUCCCUCUGGAGAGUACUUUAGAGCAGUUUCAAGUAAGUCUGAACAAUUUAGAUAAAGUUCAUUUAUCAGGAAAAUGCAAGACACAUCGGAAUUAUCGUCAGUGAUUUCACUCCAAAGAGUCAAGAAGUUCUAAACCAGAAGAUUCAUACUAUGAUUUCUGGGCUACAGGUGUGUUUUGUUUUUCUUAUUGUUGUAUUGCAAGCGUGAAUGAAAGCGAUUAUGACCCACUGUCUGAAAUAAUCGAUUAAUUCAAGCGGCAGGAUCGCUGGUCAAAGCGUUUAUAUGACCCUAUAGGUCCAGAAGAGAGUUGACCGGUUAGAAAGUUUGAUUCGUAGGUAAAAAGUCGAAAUGGCUAGCCAAAGCGCUGGAUUUUCCUUUUUAGAGUGGUUUUGAACGACCAUUUGGAUGAUUCUUUUUUCCAAUCCAUCUUUGUUGAUAAGAUUUUUGUCUAAACACUUUUUUUCUGCUGGUACGUCAUAGUCGCUUGUGUUAUGCGAACCUAAUUUCUUUCAGGAACUCAAUUCCUUGAAAAAUAAGUAUUCUGAUAUACGGGUCCCUCUUGAAGUGCUGGACUCGUUGGAUGAAGGAAAGAACCCUCAGAUGUAUACAGCCACCUGUCUAGAAAGGACGUUGCUGAAGAAUAAGGAGGUGAAUGGGAAGAUCGAACUUUAUAGGAAGCUCCAUGCCAAGUUAUUGGAAGCUUUGGGUGAAGAAAUGCCUGCAGAAACUCUUCUUUACAGACAGAACAGAAAUUUAAUUCCAUCGAAUUCAGAGCCUCCACGUGAGACGUAA
Bursaphelenchus xylophilus (pine wood nematode) is the source of this 1122-nucleotide messenger RNA. The record is from the annotation of a GenBank genome assembly. NCBI's taxonomy places the organism in Eukaryota, Metazoa, Nematoda, Chromadorea, Rhabditida, Aphelenchoididae.